Messenger RNA from Humulus lupulus (European hop), 2560 nucleotides. RefSeq names its product phosphatidylinositol/phosphatidylcholine transfer protein SFH6-like. The transcript is spliced from 13 exons. The coding region runs from base 261 to 2228 and encodes 655 amino acids. NCBI's taxonomy places the organism in Eukaryota, Viridiplantae, Streptophyta, Magnoliopsida, Rosales, Cannabaceae. The record is from RefSeq and is a predicted model, not a curated record.
GCUUUGGGUCUCACUAUCGGUCCCUUGGCUUCUUCACCCAAUCCAAUCCAACCCAACACUAGUUAAUGACAUAAUUGAACAUUAAUUUUUGAAUCCAAAAAUUGCUAACUGUUGAUUGAAUGGAACUCUGACCGCACAACCCUAAUAAUAAUAAUAAAAAUAUCCAAUUUCGACAAACUAAUACUAUUCGAAUCCUAACUUUUUUAUAGGCUCUCUUUCUCAGUCGACUCCAAUCCUCAUCUUCCGGAGCAACCUUUACCAUGUCCGGCCCGCUUGAUAGAUUCGCUCUCCCUUGCUUUGAUGGUUCUGGGCAUGAUGAAAGGAAGGAAAGGAAAUCAGAUUUUGAAAUUUCGGAAGAUGACAAGAGGACGAGAAUUGGGAGCCUUAAAAAGAAAGCAAUUAAUGCGUCUAGUAAAUUUAGACAUUCUCUUAAGAGAAAGAGAAGGAAAAGUGGGAGUGGGAGUGGGAUCAGGACUAAUUCUCUUUCCAUCGAGGAUGUUCGUGAUUUCGAAGAGUUGCAGGCUGUGGACGCAUUUCGACAAGCACUCAUCUUGGAGGAGUUGCUACCUCCAAGAUACGAUGAAUAUCAUAUGUUGUUGAGGUGCCUUUUUUUCUUCAUUUCCACACAUACAAUUGUUUCAAUUGUGCUGCUGCUUUCUGUGAUUUCAUUCUCCUGUUGUUUUCAUUGCAGAUUCUUGAAAGCAAGGAAGUUUGAUAUCGAUAAAGCCAAACUAAUGUGGACCAACAUGAUCCAUUGGAGGAAGGACUUUGGCACGGACACAAUUUUGGAGGACUUUGAGUUCAAUGAGCGGAAUGAAGUUAUGAACUACUACCCUCAGGGUUAUCAUGGUGUGGACAAAGAAGGAAGACCUGUUUACAUUGAAAGAUUGGGAAAAGUUGAUGCCAACAAGCUUAUGUCGGUGACUACUAUGGAUAGGUAUAUAAGAUACCAUGUGCAGGAGUUUGAAAAGAGUUUUGCCAUUAAGUUUCCAGCAUGUUCUGUUGCCGCUAAGAGACACAUAGAUUCAAGUACAACAAUAUUGGAUGUUCACGGCGUAGGUUUUAAAAACCUAACCAAGUCAGCACGAGAGCUCAUCACGCGCUUGCAGAAAAUUGAUAAUGACAACUACCCUGAGACGCUUUGCCGGAUGUUUAUAAUUAAUGCUGGUCCCGGUUUUAAGCUGCUAUGGAGUACAGUUAAAACGUUUCUUGACCCAAAAACAACUACCAAGAUUCAUGUUCUUGGUAAUAAGUACCAGAGCAAAUUGCUUGAAAUAGUUGAUGCAAGUGAGUUGCCAGAGUUUCUGGGAGGAACCUGUAACUGUGCUGAUCAAGGGGGUUGUAUGAGGUCUGAUAAGGGACCAUGGAAUGAUCCUAGUAUAUUAAAGGUGGUAAUCAGUGGUGAAGCACAGUGUUUUAGACAGAUAGUAACCGUUUCAAACAGUGAGGGGAGAGUGGUUUCUUGUGAUAAGUCUCGAAUUUCAAUGAUACGAAGUAGUGAUACAUCUGCUGCAGAGUCAGGAUCUGAAGUGGAAGAAAUGGCGUCGCCUAAAUUAAAUAAAAACUAUUUACAACCUAAGCUGACUCCUGUAUGUGAAGAAGCUAGAGUCACUGCUAAGGCAAGCAACACUGGUGAAAUCUCCGAGUAUGAUGAAUAUGUUCCCAUGGUUGAUAAGGCUGUCAUUGGCUGGGAAAAACGCAAUUCCCAUCAAAAUCCUUCUGUUUCGGGAGGGCCACCUUCUGUUUCAAGUGUAGAAGAAGCUACAAAAGGAUUCUUUGCUCAGUAUUGGGCUGUGCUCUUGACCAUCUUUGUUACUCUCAUUACUCUCAUCCGAUCAGUUGCAUGCCGGGUUACUAAUAAAUUUCACUACCCUCUUUCUGUUUCUGGCAACAACGUUUCUGAGAUGACUGCUGAAUCAGUUCCAGAGGAGUUCCGGCCCCCUUCACCGGCUCCAGGGUUUACAAAGGCAGACCUUCUUUCGUGUGCUUUGAAAAAGCUAGGUGAGCUUGAAGAAAAGGUGAAUAUGCUACAAGCAAAGCCAUUUGAAAUGCCUUGUGAGAAAGAAGAGCUGCUCAAUGCUGCUGUUUAUCGUGUGGAUGCUUUAGAAGCAGAGUUGAUUGCUACAAAAAAGGCUUUACAUGACGCUCUAAUGAAGCAGGAUGAACUACUUGAAUAUAUAGAUAAACGAGAACAGGCAAAACUUCGGAAAAAGAAGUGGUGCUGGUAAAGAGUAUUGGUGUACAGCAUUAGAAGAAAUCUUAUGGUAAAUAUACUGAUGGUUUUUGGUACACGAUAUGCUUGUAUAUUUCAGAUGCGUGCGUAUAUAGUGAAUUGAAGAGAUGUUGUCCUUCUCCUCCUAAAUAAAGGCUCCUGCCCUUUCCUCCUACUUUGCAAGCAAUGGAAUGGAAUUAUGCUAGCAAGGGGCACGAAACUUCGUUGCUCUCAUUUUUCUGAAUCUCCAUAAAGGCUCUGUAAUAUUUUUUAUCGGUAAUUAGAAAAAGAUAAUAUUUAUGGAUGUGAAUCUUUAUAUAUUAUAAAUGUGAAUGUUAGUUUAACGGA